AUGGCUCGCCGAGAGACGUUGCGUGGUAGAGGUGAGAAUGCAAAAGGGGUGGUCGACGAGAGGUCGCCGCUGCUGUCGCAGGCUCGACGUGAAUCGAGCUCGUCAGGUGAGAGCUCCUUGACUUCCAGUUCGUCGUCGUCGAGCGGAGACUCGGACGGCCAAUUCCUUCCUUGGCAUCUCACACCGUCGACAGAGGUCGAUGAGGCGUGCGUUGACGUUGAACGCACUGCACCCGCUCGCACCGGCGGUGACUCAACGACGAAACCGCAAGGGUUGCCGGCAUCGGCCGUUGUUAAGAUUGUAGCGAUCCUGCUGGUUGGGACAUUUACUGCUAACGCGGACGGUUCUCUGGUUAUGGCGACGCACCCGACGAUUGCUUCCGAGUUUAACGAUUUAGAGAAUUCGAGUUGGUUGUUUGUUGCUUUUGCACUUGCUGGAGCCGCGACUCAGACUUUGUAUGGCAAGCUUAGUGAUAUAUAUGGACGCCGUGCUUUGCUAAUGGUUGCUUACACGCUGUUUGCUGCUGGAUGUGUAAUGAUUGGUGUUGGCCGCACAAUGUGGCAGGUUGUUCUCGGGCGCGUGAUUUCUGGAUCUGGCGGUUCAUCACUAAACGUGCUUGGGUUGCUCCUAAUCACUGAUCUUGUGCCGCUUCGCGACGUCGCCGCCUGGCAAGCAGGCAUCAAUAUCGCCGCCACGGUAGGCCGCAGUCUCGGCGGACCGAUCGGAGGUUGGCUCGCCGAUACGAUUGGAUGGCGGUGGUCGUUUCUCGGCCAGGCUCCCAUCUUCAUGAUUGCCGUCUUAUUAUGUUGGUUCUUUUUGCCGAGGGGAAAGCCCAAUUCAAAGACGGAGGCAGAGGCCGAGGGGCCAAAAGUGGGACUUGACGAAAAGAGCCCCUUGGCAAGGGUUGACUUUCUGGGAGCCGCCCUUCUGGCGUUAUUCGUUCUGGCCUUCCUGCUGCCUAUCGAGAUCGGAGGGACCAAAAUUCCGUGGACGCACCCGCUCAUAUUUAUCCUCUUUGGAGCCGCCAUUGUUCUUGGUGGCCUCUUCGCGGCUACAGAGGAAUGGUGGGCAAAGGAGCCUAUCCUCCCGUUGGAGCUCCUGAAGCAUCGAGACAUUGUCCUUACGUACGUCAUCACCGGUGCUCAGAUUGCCGCCCAACUAGGCCUCUUGUUUUCGGUACCGUUAUACUUUCAGGUCACCCAGAGAGUAUCAAACACUGUCGCUGGUCUUCAUUUGUUCCCUGCAGUUGCGGGAAAUGCCAUUGGUGGUAUCUUGGCUGGAUAUUUGAUCAAAAAAACUGGCCGCUACAAGUCGCUUCUGAUCAUCGCGACGAUCGCGUCAUCCUUUUCAUACGUUCUCCUCCUCCUUCGAUGGCACGGAAACACCAACAUUUGGGAGUCUCUAUACAUCUUCCCAGGCGGUCUGGGAGCGGGUCUUGUGCAGUCAGCUGGCUUUAUCAGCGUCCAGGCAGCGGUUAACCCGAAGCACAAGGCUGCAGUGACGUCUGGCGUGUUCUUGACGGUGCAGAUCGGCAUGAUUCUCGGUCUUUCGAGUGUGAGCGCCGUAAUGAUGGAAAGGAUGCGAUGGAGGCUGGAAGCGUUGCUAAAGGGGAUGGGUAUUGAGGCAGCCGUGCGGAAUACGAUUAUUUCCAAAGCCACGUCGAAUGUAGACUUUAUUGAUCAUACCGACAGCAACAUUGCGAAAGCCAUAGUGGCGGCAUACGUCGAGGGAUUAGGAUUCAGCCACGGCGUGUCGCUCAUUUCGUCCGCUGUAGGGCUUAUCGGGGCGAUAUUCCUUCGAGAGCAUCAACUGUAG
This is a messenger RNA of Colletotrichum truncatum, 1815 nucleotides long. RefSeq names its product major facilitator superfamily transporter. Gene Ontology annotation, molecular function: basic amino acid transmembrane transporter activity. Gene Ontology annotation, biological process: transmembrane transport; basic amino acid transport. Gene Ontology annotation, cellular component: fungal-type vacuole membrane. The record is from RefSeq and is a predicted model, not a curated record. NCBI's taxonomy places the organism in Eukaryota, Fungi, Ascomycota, Sordariomycetes, Glomerellales, Glomerellaceae.